This is a messenger RNA of Sebastes umbrosus (honeycomb rockfish), 1681 nucleotides long. It is a transcript of the gene hmgcl, whose product is annotated as 3-hydroxy-3-methylglutaryl-CoA lyase. Gene Ontology annotation, biological process: L-leucine catabolic process; ketone body biosynthetic process. The transcript has 9 exons. Gene Ontology annotation, molecular function: hydroxymethylglutaryl-CoA lyase activity. The coding region runs from base 40 to 1056 and encodes 338 amino acids. NCBI's taxonomy places the organism in Eukaryota, Metazoa, Chordata, Actinopteri, Perciformes, Sebastidae. The record is from RefSeq and is a predicted model, not a curated record.
ACGUCACCCUUCCUCUGACGUCAGACUAGAGGCUGGACCAUGAUGGCGGCCGUCAUGAGGCUUGUAAACAGAAGCACUUUAAGUUCAGCAAUGGGUCAGCAGUAUGUGGCGUUCAGCUCAGCCGCAAAGGUAAACGCAGCUGGAGUAAGAGCAGGUCAAGCUCUUCCAAAGAAGGUGAAGAUAGUGGAGGUGGGACCUAGAGAUGGUCUCCAGAAUGAAAAGACAAUCGUGCCAGCGGCGACUAAAAUCCAUUUGAUUGACAUGUUGUCAGCGUCAGGGCUGCCAGUCAUUGAGGCCACUAGCUUUGUGUCCCCAAAAUGGGUUCCACAGAUGGCAGACCAGGAGGAGGUGAUGAAAGGGAUCACUAGGAAACCUGGAGUGUCUUACCCGGUCCUCACCCCCAACCUCAAGGGUUUCCAGGCUGCUGUGAAGGCAGGAGCUUCAGAGGUAGCCAUAUUUGGUGCUGCAUCGGAGCUGUUCAGUAAGAAGAACAUAAACUGCUCAGUGGACGAGAGUUUACAGCGCUUUGACGAGAUUAUGAAAGCAGCGAAAGACGCUGGUGUGCCAGUUAGAGGUUAUGUGUCAUGUGUUCUCGGAUGUCCGUAUGAAGGCAAGGUGGCACCUGAAAAAGUUGCACAUGUAGCCAAGCGUCUGUACUCCAUGGGCUGCUAUGAGAUCUCUCUGGGUGACACUAUUGGAGUGGGGACUCCAGGUAGCAUGAUUGAAAUGCUGGAGGCGGUGAGCAGAGAGGUGCCAGUUAAUGCCUUGGCAGUGCACUGCCACGAUACCUACGGCCAGGCCCUGGCUAACAUCCUCGUAGCCUUGCAGAUGGGAAUCAGUGUGGUAGACUCGUCAGUAGCUGGACUGGGCGGCUGUCCCUAUGCCCAGGGGGCUUCUGGGAAUGUUGCUACUGAGGAUGUAGUCUAUAUGCUGCAUGGACUUGGCAUUCAAACGGGAGUGGACCUCCCGAAGCUGAUGGAUGCCGGAGCUUUCAUCUGUCGAACCCUCAACAGAAAGACCAACUCCAAAGUGGCGCAGGCCACCUGCAAGCUGUAGACAGAAAAGCCAAACCACGGGCUCCUUCACAGAUUGUACACUGCAGCAGCACCGCCAUGUAAAGUGGAGCCAUCGUCCUCCGUUUGUUCAGUUCUCCACUUUAUAGUUUGACUUUGAUUCAUCCUCUCCUGUUACGGGAAUAUUACUUUUAAGAUUUAGAUGCUACUGACCCAUCCUUCUGUUUAGAAUAAAAUAUCUGAUUAGAUAUUCACUACAUGAUAGCAUAGCUGGAACAGUGCCUUAUGUAAAGUCUAAUCAUACAGAUCCUACCUAUCAAAAGCCAUGCCUUCACCUGUUUCUAUAAUAGUGUGUUUACAUUCCUUUCUGGGCAAUGGGUAAGCCAAUGGGAAGAACAGACUUUGUUAAUAAUAAUAAAUGAACCAGUAAAAAUGUCCUAGGGACGGAUAAACUCAACUCAGUUGUAACAGUUGUUUUGACUUCGAUCAUCCUCUGUAAGCAGUGUUCCCUGUCUUUAAAUUCAUUUUCUGUAUAGUCCUUAUAAACUUGGGCAUUUUACUGGCUUGUGAUUAAAUGUCGAUGUGCUGUGUAUUUAUUUUGAAAUGCAUCUCUUCAAAUUCAACAUGUACAUAUACUAGAUUUAAAAAAUAAAUAUUAUUUCAUAAAU